AUGAGCCCUGCUCUUUGGGGUUGGAUGGAAAAUCAUGGACAUGUUGAAGCUAAAUUUGGAAAUGAUGAGGAAUCAGAAGCUAGUCAUGAAGCUGCAGCACCGCAAAUUCAAGAUAUUCAAAGUGAGGAAGAAAGUGUUAAACGUAACUACAGGAGAUCUCGACAAAAUCAAGAAGUAAAGGACAUGCAAUUCCAGGCCAGAUAUGAAGAUACAGAAAGUUAUGUCGAACAAAGGGCUCACUCUAUUGGUGAAGGAUUAUAUUGCACUGACGAUUAUCAAGAUUUGCCUCCACGUUUUAAGAAAAAAUUUCUAAGUUUGCUGGAAAGUGUUGGUUUCAAAAUUGAUCAUUCGAAAUCCGAGAUAGUUUGCUUUUCACCUAACACUAAUAUCGAUUUUGGGAGGCAAAACUCAGAGAGUCAUAAAAGUGUAAAAAGUACUGUAUCUGUAAAUGAUACUUCAUAUCAAAAUCAAUCUUCUAGCAGUCAAUCUCUUUCAAGUCAGGACGACAAAGCCAGCAGGCAGUACUGGUCAGACAAUAAAUUUGUUGCAACAAAUAAACCAUUUUAUGAAACUUCAAAGAAUAUUCAUUCUAAAUCAAAUCACUCUGUUGAUAUAGUUAAAGAACAUUCUGAUCCUAUAUCUCAACAACAGAAAGAAACUGAUAUAAAGUCAGAUAUAAAAUUGAAGGAGAGAAACUGGAAUAAUAGAAGAGGGAAACAAGGAACAGAUUUUAAUAAUGAAAAUCCUUAUAUCAGGAAAAAUCCUAAUACUGAAUAUUCAAACCAACCUGAAUAUACUUCAUCUCAUAAUCAAAAUAAAGGAGGCAAAUUCACCAAAGAGGUACACAAUGACAAAUUUUGCCAUCAGAAGAAAAAUGAAAAUUUUGACAAAGGGUCAAGUCACCAGAAAAGUUUUGGCAAAAGUAUUAAAGAUGAGGUGCAGAAUUUUAUUGAACAAAAUCGGGAUACCACUUCUAAUUUAAACUGUCAAACUGUAAAAUCAGCGAGAAAACCUCAUUCAGCUGUUAGUAACAAAGUUAGGGAAAAUUGUGAGGACAGUGAUAAUAUUUAUUAUUACAAAGCUGGUAAAAAUAACUAUAAACAUGGGUCUGAUUUUGCACACGGUAAAGUUCAUCGAAAUGAUUCUUAUCGAAGAGCAUCCAAUACAAGUCAACCAAAUAAAUUAGAUGGAAGUAAAGACUCUAAUUCAAGCUUGGAAAAUCGUAAGCCCAUGUCAAGACAAAACUCAGCUGUGCAAAAUCAAAAAUCAGACAGUAAAAAUGCAUCAAAUUAUUCUGACCACAAUUCUCACAAAGCUGCUCAAGUGACUUAUAAAGAUUCACAUUCUAACAUUUCAUCAUCUGUACAUAGUAAUAAACCUAACUUCAAUGCAAAUAAGUUUUCUAAUAAAGAGUCUUCCACAAUUUGUGACAAAGACACUGAGUUCAGGCAAGAUCGUGACAAAUCAACAAAAGUUCCUCUUAUAGACAGAAGCCCUUGUAAAAGUUCAUCUGUAGAUGCUCGUAAAGAGAAUAACAGUCCCGAAACCGUAAAAACUUUGAAAGAUAGUCGAACAGUUUUUGAGAAUUAUGUAAACAACUUGUAUUCUAAGCUAGAAAUUGUUGAGACUAUGCUUGAUGUUCGAAAAUUGCGUGUUGAUUUUUCUCGUGAAUGCAAUAGUUUUGCAAGAUGUCUUCCUAUUUAUUCUCAAAAGGAGAAGAUUUUAGAGUUGUUAAGAUUUUAUUCUGUGUCUGUUAUUGUUGCAGAAACUGGUUCCGGUAAAAGUACACAACUCGUGGAAUACUUUCUUCAGACUGAUUUUGCUGCAAGAGGUACAAUAAUUUGCACUCAGCCUAGAAAAAUAGCAGCCAUUGGCCUUGCUGAAUAUGUAAGCAAACAACUCGGAUCUUCUGUUGGUAAGAUUGUUGGGUAUGAUAUAGGACUUGAGAAAAAGUACUCUGAGGAAUCAAAAAUUCUCUAUGUGACUGAUUAUUGUUUAUUGAAAAGAAUUUUAGUGAACAAAAAAUUAAGUGGGAUAUCUUGUGUCAUUGUUGAUGAAGCUCAUGAGCGUACUUUACAUACUGAUCUACUUCUGAGCUUAUUGAAGCUUUGUAUUGUUGCAAGACCAGAUUUUAGAGUUGUUAUAACCUCUGCAACUAUUAAUCCAACAGUGUUUAGAAACUAUUUCUCACUUAAGGAUGAAAUGAUUAUUAGCAUUCCUGGUCGACUUUAUCCAGUAGAAGUAAUUUGGCUGGAAGAAGAUGUAGAUCCAGAUUGGAAUUACUUAGAAGCAUGUGUGAAACUUGCUCAUCACAUCCAUGCUGAAAAAAAUAAGGGUGACAUUUUAGUGUUUUUAACAUCACCUAGUGAAGUAGAAGAUGCAGUUCAAUUGUUCAAAACUAUGUGUAAGAAAAACUCUUUGCCACAACUCAUAGGAUUACAUGGAAAAUCAGACCUUAAUGAGCAGAGGUUAAUAUUUCAAAGUUCCAUCGAUUGUCGCAAGGUCAUAUUUGCUACUAAUUCCGCAGAAACGUCUUUGACUAUUCCUGGUAUAAAAUUUGUUAUUGAUAGCGGAAUGGCUAAAGAAAAGAUCUAUUUCCCUAGGAAAAAUAAAAGUUCUUUAGUUGUUUCCUUCAUAAACAGAAGUUCUGCCGAACAGCGUAAAGGCAGAGCUGGUCGAACUCAGCCUGGUGUCUGUUAUCGUAUGUAUAGUAAGAAUAAUUAUUACAAUCAUAUGAAGGAAAGAGCUUUACCUGAAUUACUGAAAACUAAUAUUCAAACUGCAAUAUUAAAAAUCAUGGAAUUUGGUGUUGAACCGAAAGAUUUUGAUUUUGUUGAAUCCCCACCUAAAGAAGCAUUUUCCAAAUCUCUAGAAUCCUUAGAACUACUAGGUGCUGUUGAAAAUAAUAAAUUGACUGAUAUGGGAAGAAGAAUCAAUCAGAUGACCAUCGAACCAAGGUUAGCAAAAUUGGUACUUGAGGGUAUUCGAAAUGAAAUCGGGUAUGAAACCAUAAUUAUUGCUUCAUUAGUAUCUGAAUCAGCCAAAUUGUUUUCAAGAAAUGAAUUCAACAGAGAUGAAGCUGAUAAAAUGAAAGUCAAGUUUUGUAAAAAAGAAGGGGACUUGUGGACAUUUUUAGAUGUUUACAAGCAAUGGCAAGAAGUUCCCUGGAAAGACAGAGAUGCAUGGUGUACAAGAAAUUAUAUUAGUUCUAGAGCUUUAAGAAUGGCGUCCAAAUCUGUCGAUGAAAUUUUGAAAAAUUUGCGUUUGGACCUUUCAAUUCAUGUGCUAAAGAGAUAUAACAAUUCAGCGUUUAAAGCAAACUUCCAAAAUGUUAUUUUCAGUUGCUAUUCAGAAAAUCUUUGUGUUUUUUCUGGACAUCCAAGAGUUGGUUAUUUCUCACCUUAUUUAUCAGAAUCAUUUUGUAUACAUCCCUCAUCUGCAAUAAGCUACCUCAGGAUGGAAAAUCCUAUGUUCCUAGUGUAUAGUAAUCUGAUGGAGACGUCACGGAACUUUAUGCUUGAUGUAACUCCUCUUUCUGAAGAAAUACUCAGAAAGGAAUGCGGCAGGGGUGUCUAUAAGUUGGACAUAGCCAUGCUUAAAAGGUUUCAGAUUCUGCCUAAAGUUUUGGGCCCAUUUGGUGAAUCAGUUUUGAUCAGACAUGUUCUUGGCAAAGGGGGCAGGAAAAUUGUAGAGUUAGAAUCCAUGAUUGAAAGGUACACAAGGACUAAAAAUUUUAAAAUUGAUGUUUUAGUUGACAAGGGGGAAAUAAUUAUAUACGUUGAAAAGAGAUUUCAUGAGAAAAUUGCCAACUACAUAAAUGAAAUGGUUACGGAAGCACAUAAAGAAAUGCUCAAGGAAGAAGAUACCAUAAGAAUGCCGAAGAGUUCAUCUUAUUGCUGUUUGGGGGCUGGAGGUAUUAUUAGUGAUAUUAUAAUGCCUGGAGAAUUUAAGGAAAUUACUAUUGAACUGCAAAAUUUCAAAACUGUUAAUGAAGUUGUAAAAAAACUGGAGGAAUUUGGUGAGUUGCGCUCUUUCAAGGUAAAAAAUGAGCACAACCGCAGAAACAUUUGCGUUGCUUUUGAAAAAGUCUCUCAAGCUCGUACUGCCUUGUUGCAGUUAAACAAAGAAAGAGGUAUUCAUUUUGUUAGAUCAAAUAUAUUUAUUCCUAAGGAAAUAAAAAAGUCUCUGCCCUUGUUUACCCUUGAUGUAUCUUGGUGCCGUCGACCAGUCAGUGGUUAUGGUUUUGUUGAAUUUAAAUCAGAACCAGACUGUGUUAUUGCAUCUGGAACAUUAGCUCGCUCUUCAUUUUAUAUAAAUGAUAAAUACAUUAAUUUCGCUCCUUCUAAACACAGCCCCAGAGAAUUACAUAUGACGAAUCUUCCUGCAAUGGUGAACGAAGAGAUGAUCGAAGCCAAGUUAAAAGAGCGUUUACCAGCUGUUCUAACUGUAAAAAAUGUAAACUUAAUGAGAUCAAAGCAGGAUAAACUCACUGAAGAAGAUAUAGGACGCAUAAAAUCGAAACUGUUAAAAUUAUUUGGCAAGUAUUCAGCUUCUGACAAAAUGAUAAUUGAUGUUAAAUAUCCGAAGAGCAGUGACGUUUACUGGAGAGCCUUUGUUUAUUUUGAGAAUAUUAAAGAUGGAGAAUCUGCCUUCAAGCAGUUGAAUGGGAAAGCUGAAAUAGAUUCUUUCCCUGUCAAACUGAAACAGGUUUUGACUUCUCGACUAUUUUGUAAUCUUAGAAUAUACAAAGCUGUCGAAAGUGAAAUCGAAAAAUUUGUUCGGAUGAAAGAAAAAGUGUGCGAUCAAUUUUCUAGUGAAUAUAACUCAAAAACUGAGAACAUUGUAAUAAAAUUUGGUUGUAAAAACAUUUUGGAAUUGAACGCAAUGCAGCAGACUAUUUUGAACUUGAUACUAGGAAGGCAAAUAAAUUGCUUUGGGAACUCAAAGUACCUUUUUCUUUUCAGUCAAAAUGGUAAAUCAUUAUUAAAAUCGAUUCAAGAUUCUACAUGUACAUAUAUCUGUGUCAAUGAUUUGAGAAGAAUUUUGUCGAUAUACGGGUCCCAUGAGGCAUGUAGGGAAGCAGAACUACGAAUUCAUUCUCUCGCCACAGCUCCAACAACCUGGAAAGUUUUUGACAUAAAGCGCUCAAGUAUGCCUUCUGGAUUUUUGAAAGCCUUGUACAGUAAAUAUGGUUUUGAUUUAUAUGAAUUGUUGAAUACAUGUAAACUUAAAGUGGCCAAUGUAGAUGUUGUUGCUGGAACUUUAACUCUGGAGGGUGAUAAAGAAAAUGUCAAAAAAGCAGAAAAUGAGUUAGAAGAAAUAUGCUCUCAGCUAAGUGAUUCAAGCAAUCAAAAUGUUUUGGAAGAUAAUCAGGAGUCAUGUCCUAUUUGUCUGGAAACUAUCAAUUAUGAUUUUUUGAGACUGGAGCAUUGUGGACAUGCAUUUUGCAGGCAGUGUCUUCUGUUGCAAUUGGAGUCCAAGUCCAUUCCUGUCAAGUGCAUUAAAGAGAACUGUGGCAAAUUUUUGUUUUUGGAAGAUAUUAAGAAGAUAUUGUCAAGCGGUGGGCAAGAUCUCAAAAAGUCAUUUUGUUUAGCAGCUGUUCAGUACCACGUGAACAGUAAUUUAGAUAAACUUAGCUAUUGUCCUACUCCUGAUUGUCCAAUGCUCUAUCGUCGAUCUAAUGAAACUUUAGCUGAGUUCAACUGUCCACUGUGUGAAAAUAUCAUCUGUCGAAAUUGUCAAACACUAUAUCAUCAUGGAAUGUCUUGUGAAAUGUAUAUAAACAGCAAAGAAGAUUCUGAUUAUUCAUUAAAAUGCUGGAUGAAGGAAAAUGAUAUUGAUCGAAAGUUAUGCCCGCAAUGUAAAGUACCCAUCGAGAAAAACAGUGGAUGCAAUCAUAUAGAAUGUCUAAAUUGCAAAGCUCAUUUGUGCUGGCCCUGUCUGAAGGUUUUCCCCAAAGGAGAGGAUGUAUACGAGCAUCAACCGUAUUGUGUAAUGAAUCAGUAAAAUCGUCUACUAGAUCUUGAUAUCAGGAUCGAUCAAGCAACAGGAAUCAAGAAAACAAUUAGUAAAGAAAUCCAUAUCAAAAGUUUAAAAUUUUGAAAUGCUAAAAGUUUGGUCAUAUAAUUAACUGGGAGAAUAAGCAAUCAUUCUCUUUGAUACAGUCCAGCACUCAUAAUCAAAAAUAAAUUCAUAAAGAAGCAGGUAUAUGUUUAAUAUCUUAAAGUAAAAAAAAACUAUUGCAGUUAAUUAUUAUGUUUUCAUUGAUGCUUUCAUCUUUAAAAAAUUCCAUGUUUAUAAAAUGUUUUCACAACUCUGAAAAUUUCUCAGGGGCUUCCGAACAAAAAUUCUUUUGUAUCUUUCACUUUGUAUUUUGUAAUUCUUUUGUCUGAAAACUUUUCUUUUCAUUCACAUCAAAUGAUUCAUUUUGAUUUAGUUUUCUUAUUUAUCAUGUUCACUCUUCUCUUCUCAAUUAAAAGCUUUUUAGUUAUCAUUGAAAUUUAAUGCUAUGGCAAUUAAUAUUUUUGCAUAUCAAGUUGUAAGGACGAUAUCAAAACUUAUUUUUAGCUAUUUGGUAAAAAUCAGAUUUAUUUAUGUACGUAUAUUAUAUAGUUGUAACACCAAGUUCCUUUUGUAUCUGUGAUAUUAAUGCAUUUAGUGUAUUAAAUUUACUAUUUUUUUUUCUUACAUCAAAAACAAAUUUUGAUAAAUUUUCAUCAGAAAAGGUGAAAAUUUAUCAUUUUGUAGUAAAAUUGCUUCCUCUUAAAGUAAGAAAUGUUAUUUUAGACCAAAUUAUAUUUUCAAUGUGCAAUUAACUUUAUUUGCAGAAAAUAAGUGCUGUUGAGUUUUAGAAAAUCAGUGAGAACAUGUAAAAAAUGUAAAUACUUUGUAAUUUGAUAAUGUACAGAUUAUUUUGUAGAUACAAUUAUUGAGAUUAUUUCUAUGUGCUUUGAACUGAAAGAAAACGUAUGUUCUCUCCUAGAUUAUGUGGUAAUACUAUUCUGGGGAGGUGGGGGUGUGGGUGUGGGCCUGAGUAGUAUCUACAAAUUUAAAACGGCAACUAAUGUAGUAACAUUGCAGCUAUUAAUUACUCUUCCUUUAUAAAUUUGUGGAAUUAAUUUUCUUCCCUCAAAACAGUUUCAACAUUAUGCUUAUCUUUUUGCUGUGAUUUGAUAGAUUUAAAAUUGUUUAAAUUUAUUUUAUUUGCAUGAAUGUCAUGGUUAAAUAUUUAACCCUAUGACAGAUAUAUUUAUAGUUUGCUUAGACCAAAAACAGCAAUGAGAAACAUUCAUUGUGACUUUAUUUUGAACAUUUUGUGUUUUUUCAAUUUUUAUAUCACCUAAAAAUGCAAUGUUUCAUAAAAAUAAUUUUGAUAGUUGUUUAAAAAUAAUAAGAUAUUUUAUUAUUGAUUUAGAAAUUCAUAUUAUUAUAAACUACUUGAGCUUAUAAAUUGAAAACCCUUUAAAUUAUUUUUUGGUAUUGCAAGAAAAGGUAAUUAAAAUUGCAUAUAUGCUUUUAAAAGAAAUUAAAAAAGACAAUAAUGUAUAUUGUUCCAAUAAAAUCCAUUUUU
Messenger RNA from Uloborus diversus, 7570 nucleotides. RefSeq lists its product as uncharacterized. The transcript has 8 exons. The record is from RefSeq and is a predicted model, not a curated record. Lineage: Eukaryota; Metazoa; Arthropoda; Arachnida; Araneae; Uloboridae. Bases 1 to 6006 code for a protein of 2001 amino acids. Gene Ontology annotation, molecular function: RNA binding; zinc ion binding; ATP binding. Gene Ontology annotation, cellular component: catalytic step 2 spliceosome; intracellular anatomical structure. Gene Ontology annotation, biological process: spliceosomal complex disassembly.